Chiloscyllium plagiosum (whitespotted bambooshark) is the source of this 4423-nucleotide messenger RNA. The record is from RefSeq and is a predicted model, not a curated record. NCBI's taxonomy places the organism in Eukaryota, Metazoa, Chordata, Chondrichthyes, Orectolobiformes, Hemiscylliidae.
GACCCGCCCCUCGAGCCAUCGCAUCGGUCUCUGCGGCUGACGUCACGCGGACGCCGGCUGGCGGUUGCUGUAUUUGAAGCGGCCGCCGGCGACAUGUCCCUGCCAGUGAGGAAGGCCUGGGCAUCUCACAUGACCAAUUCCCCCACAUUGAUUGUAAUGGUGGGAUUGCCUGCUCGUGGGAAGACUUAUGUUUCUAAGAAACUCACUCGCUAUCUCAAUUGGAUCGGUGUCCCCACCAAAGUUUUUAAUCUGGGCGAGUACCGCCGUGAAGCUGUGAAAUCAUACAAGUCAUUUGAAUUUUUCCGUCAUGAUAAUGAAGAAGCUAUGAAAAUCAGGAAACAGUGUGCCUUAGAUGCCUUGAAGGAUGUGAAAACCUACCUUACAGAUGAAAAGGGACAGAUUGCAGUCUUUGAUGCAACUAACACAACUAGAGAAAGAAGAGAUUUAAUCCUGAGUUUUGUACGAGAUAAUGCAUUUAAGGUGUUCUUUGUUGAAUCUGUCUGUGAUGACCCAGAAGUUAUUGCUGCAAAUAUCAAGGAGGUGAAGGUAUCAAGCCCAGAUUAUGCAGAAUGUGAUCAAGACCGUAUUAUGGAUGAUUUCCUCAAACGAAUUAAAUGUUACGAAAUCACCUAUGAGCCACUGGAUCCUGAUAAUUACGACAAGGAUUUAUCCUUCAUUAAAGUAAUUAAUGUUGGUCGACGAUUUCUAGUGAACAGAGUCCAGGAUUAUAUUCAAAGUAAGAUAGUUUAUUACUUGAUGAACAUUCAUGUCUAUCCACGUACAAUCUACCUGAGUCGGCAUGGAGAGAGUGAAUACAACAGUGCUGGGAGGCUUGGCGGUGAUGCAGGGUUAUCACGCCGAGGAAAACAGUAUGCUGAAGCAUUACAUAAAUUUGUUGAAGAACAGAAAAUUCCUGACCUGAAAGUUUGGACUAGUCAGCUGAAGCGAACAAUUCAAACAGCAGAAGCCUUGGGAGUUCCUUAUGAACAAUGGAAAAUUCUCAAUGAGCUUGAUGCUGGUGUUUGUGAAGAAUUGACUUACAGUGAAAUUCAGGACCGAUAUCCAGAAGAAUUUGCUCUGCGAGACCAGGACAAAUACCAUUACCGUUACCCAGGUGGAGAGUCCUACCAGGAUUUGGUCCAGCGGGUGGAGCCUGUCAUCAUGGAGCUAGAGAGACAGGGAAAUGUCCUUGUUAUUGCACACCAGGCUGUCAUGCGGUGCCUCAUCGCUUACUUUAUGGAUAAGGGAGCAGAUGAGUUGCCAUACCUGAAGUGCCCUCUACAUACUGUGUUAAAACUAACACCUGUUGCCUAUGGAUGUAAAAUGGAAUCAGUUUACUUAAAUGUAGAGGCAGUAAACACACACCGUGAACGGCCACUGAAUGUUUCAUUAAAUCGCACCCGGGAGGAGGCAUUGAGUACUGUGCCACAUCAGAAGUAAUUGGAAAUUUUUCAAUGAGUAUCUCAACUAGUUAUUAAAUUGGUAUUCAUUUGGACCCACCGGAAUUAAUUUACCAAGAAUGUAACAAACAUCAAUCUUCGUAUCUUUUGGAACCAUGGGGUUAUAAUAUAAUCUGAGAUCUGUUUUUAUAUAAUUUUCUUGAUUUUUGCAGACAGACAAUCUAAAUCACAAAUCUUAAAUCUUGUCAAAUAACAAGUUAAUUCUAUUUCUGUUAAUAGCCAGAAACUAGCUGGCUAAAAGAGGUAAUUAUGAUUGAACCUAUCUUUAAUCUUGGAAUUCUGAUAGACAUUGCCCAAUGAACAGAUGAAAUAUGGAAAAUAUUUUCACAAUUGGAUUGCUUAAUUGUGUCAUGUGAAUUAUGAAGUCAGUCUAAAAGUGAAGAUAUUCUUGUACUUCAUGCAUACCUUACAGAAUCAUGUUUGUCACAAAUAUUCCAUUUUAAUUUUUUGUUCAUCUGUAUUAGUCAUUGUGACAGUAAAUAUGUCAAAUUUAAUAUAUUUUAAUCUUUAUUUAUUUCCCUGUAAAUUUUUAAAACUUUUUGGUGAAACUAAUAAUGUUUCAUUCCUCCAGAGUACAAUAUUAUGUGUUAAAUGAAUUUGAUUCAAAUUCUUGUUUUUUAAAGUCUUGUCAAGGUCACUUGAAAAUCAGGCUGUCUUCUCAAAAGCUUUUGUUUUACUGGUAGUGUAAAUAGUAGCUAAACCAAAUAAAAACCUCAAAAAAUAAAAUCGAUUUGUUGUACAUCAUGCUGGAUAGCAUACACUGCCAGACACUCCUCAUUUUAAAUUAAAAUGACACUUCAACACUAAUUUGGAAUAUUUUUACCAAGGUCAAACUUGGUUAUUUUGAAGCAGAUGUUUCUUCUCAACUGCUGUAUAACAGGCCCUAAUCCUGUUUUGUUAUUUAUAGCAUUUUAUGUUUGUUAUGAGAACAAUCAUUUUUUUAAAUAAAACGAGGUGGGUAUUUUUGUAGGGUGGUAGACAAGUGAUUUUUUUUGUUAGUACAAUUUUUCUGAAUUGUUUUGCUUCAUUUCUCUUGCAUUUAUAUUCCAAAUGUGUUUUUUUGAUAGCUACUAUGAUAAUGUUUAAUAGAACUGGAAAACUAUCUAGCAACGCAGAGUUGCAACAAGGAAGCCACAACUAACAAGAUGGAGGCCUCAGUAUUUUGUAUCGAUAACUGAGUUUCAGCAAAAUGACUUGUGGACUGCAUUACCACAAUUUCAGUUGUGCUCAAGCUUUUAACCACUUAAUUAAUAGGACUUCAGAUAUUUUAUGUGGCCAGAUUAUUAAUUGGAAAUCAGUAAUUUCUCAAUACUGCACUGUCAAAAAUUUCAAGAUUAACAAAAUGCUAAUCAGGUAUUCAUCUUGUUAAGUUUCUUUCCAGUCACAAGUGGAUUUUCAAACCUUAUUUGUACUACAGUAAAAUGUGUAAAUUUAAUUUUAACAUGUCAAAUGUUAUUGUGGCGUUCAAUUGCAAGUGUCCUUAUUUUCAAAAUGACUAUUUCCUGUACUAUAAACAUUCUCCAAUGAAAUCUAGAACUCUUUGCUUAGCAUUCAUUGCCACAGGGAAACUUUUGUAUAACUGAGAUUAAAGCAUGCAUGCAUUUAAUCCCUAAGAAGAGUUUCUCUGUGCUAUGCAUGCUGUGUAAAUAGUUCCCAAGUCAACAAAAGCCAUUUAUUCACAAAAGCUGUAGCACCUGUCACUAAAUGAGGUGAAUUGAUCCCAAGAAUUUGUGGGCUGAAAAGUAGUGAGCCUCAAAAUAAACCAUUGGUGAUUCUGACUUUGUUAAUUUAUCGAAUACAGAAGCUUUGUAACAGGCUAAGUCCUAUUUAUAAAAGUGUUUCAUAUAUUGAACACAACCUAAACAUUUUACUUUAGAAUGUCUGGUUCCAGAAUGUCUCUUGAAUAUGUCAUCAUUUAAUUAUUUGAAUUUCCUAAUUGUCUGUUUGUUUAUGCAGGCAUUCUGUUUUUGGAAGAGUCCAUUUACAUAGAGUUCACUGUAACUUGCUAUAACUGCAUACAGUGGCAUUGUUGAUCGAUGUUAAUCUGCCUUGGGUCAUCUUAUCUGCUAUCAGUUCAACAGUUUGUAAAGUAAUGUUAUAAAUAUGACUGUGCCUCCCACAAAGUAAACGUUUCUCUGUCUUUUGUUCUGGUACACUUUUUAAAGUGGAAAUAUGUAUUGCUGUUGUGAAAAGGGCCUGCAAGUUGAACCCACUGAAGGAAGAAAGGACACAGAUUGGCUGUCAAUUACUAGUCAACAAAUUCUUUGUCCCCAAAGCCAAGUGAAAAUAAGUCGAUGCCUCUGGAUACUGCAGCAUUUAUGAGAGCUUUUUGAUGCUACCAUCCAGCUAUGUAACUACUGGUAUCGAAAGCAAAUUGAGUUUCCAGAAGUCUUGAGUCUGUUGCUUAUAGACCUAUUUACUGUGAGAAGAUAAUGGUCUAAACGCACAAUUAGAUGUAUCUAAAUGCACACUGCACAAGUUCCCAGAAUAAUGUAAACUAUGAUAAAUGUUGUAAAUUUAAUAUAAGGACAUAUUUUUAAAUGUAGCUGACAAAUCCAUCUUUGUAGUUUGAAGUGUAUAAGAUUAUUUUGAAUUGUUGAGUAUGUUCAAUGGUAGUUUCAUUGUCCAAAAGGUUUGUUUAAUUUAAUGAAAAGCUCAUCCAAAAGAAAUGCUAUACCACCAUUUUUGCACAAAGCAGUAGAAAAAAAUUUUUUGUCCAUUUUUAAUCUUAAAUAUUUUAUCUUUAUUCAGGUUGCACGUUUGCUCGCUGAGCUGAUAGGUUUGUUCUCAGACAUUUCGCACCAUGCUAGGUAACAUCAGUGAGCCUCCGUUGAAGCGCUGGUGUUCUGUUCCAUUUUCGAUGUAGCUGUCUUGAUCUGUUGUGGUGGGUGAUAUCAUUUCCAGUUCUAUGAGGUUGGUAAAUGGGGUCCAAAUCAAUGUGUUUAUUGACAGAUAUCCGGUUU